Messenger RNA from Fusarium redolens, 183 nucleotides. RefSeq lists its product as uncharacterized. NCBI's taxonomy places the organism in Eukaryota, Fungi, Ascomycota, Sordariomycetes, Hypocreales, Nectriaceae. The annotation marks the transcript as partial. The transcript has a single exon. The record is from RefSeq and is a predicted model, not a curated record.
GUCAGGAGCCUGAACAGGCUUGAAGUUAUUUUGACGGGUGUAACGGUAAAGGGGCAACAGGCGGGAUGGAAUUGUGUUGAAUGGGUCAAAAAGGUCCGAGCAGCCCCACAGAAUAACAGUGAGGCGUUGGGAACGUUGGUGCUGGAUUGGACCACUGACCGCAAUACGGCUAUGCGGUAUGUU